Molecule: messenger RNA, 6071 nt
Organism: Condylostylus longicornis
Lineage: Eukaryota; Metazoa; Arthropoda; Insecta; Diptera; Dolichopodidae
Product: serine-rich adhesin for platelets-like
Exons: 3
Coding region: 372-6071 (1899 amino acids)
Biological process (GO): mRNA 3'-end processing
Cellular component (GO): RNA polymerase II, holoenzyme
Molecular function (GO): RNA polymerase II complex binding
Source: RefSeq, a predicted model, not a curated record
AAAAGUGUAGAAAAUAAAAUGAUUGAAAUAAAAAAUUACAUGAUAGUGAAAUUAAAUUAAAAAUUCAACACAUAACCAACAUAUACAAAUGUAUAUUUAUACACAUAUAACGUAAUUAAGUAUAUAUAUAUAUAUAUAAAAUUAAUUAACAUACAUGGUAUAAUAAAAAAAAACAACAACAACGGCAACAACUUAAACAACAACAACAACAACUACCGUAAAACUAUAAAAUUUAAUGUAGAAAUAACGGGAUACAAAAAAUAUAUCCAAAAAUAACGUAAAAAAAGAAAAUAAGAAGAAAAGGAGGAAGAAGAACAAAACAACACAACAAAAAGAAAUAAGCAACAAAAAAAAUUUUUCCAUAGAAAAAUAUGGGAGCUACAAAGAAGCCGUUACCAACGAAAGUACGUAAAAAUGCAGCUCCAAAAUCGGCACCAUCUGAAACGUUAGAAUCAGUAACUUCUACUACCGAAUCGAGUUCAACUUCUAAAGAUGUCUCCAUCAAAAAUAUAACGUCUGCAACUACUACAUCAACGACAGCAGCAUCAGCGACAGAAGGUGAAAAUGUAGCUGUGAGUGGUAAUGAUACAACUGAUAUUAUCAGUGGUGGUGUUACUAGUGGUGAAAAUGAUAAUAAUGAUAACAAACAGCAAAGUGCGCUUGAUGGUAGUAAUAAUAAAAAUAUUGAAUCGGUGUCAUCACGAAUAAUUAAAAAGAAACAAACUACAAAAAAGGUUCCUUCAACAUUAAAAAGUGGCAUUCCAAAAAUAUCAAAGUCUGAGAAAUCAAAUACUAACGAUAACAAAAAUGAAUCACAUGAAAUAGUUGAGUCAUUAAUAACUGAUACUGUUACAAAUAGUGUCAUAACGACAUCUAUAUGUGAUGGUAGUGGUAGUAGUAAUAUUAAUAAAAACAUUGAUAAUGUUAAUAACAGUACAAACACUGCCGUUAGCACAAAUUUAGUAAAUGCAGCUGUUGAAACGACGAUAACAACCACGUCAUCAACUUCAACAACUUCUACCCUUUCUGGAAGUACAAAAGCUGCUAUAACAUUAACAACAACUUCACAAGAAAAGCUUCCAUUAGUGGAUAAUAAAACAAAGGCUUUAGAUAAAAUGCUCAAAAGUUUAGAUAUUAAAAUAAGCGGUUUCAAAGAUAUAAUUCCUACAAAAGCUGGUCUUGUAGCAGGUGGUUCUAUAUCAGAAAAUGUCAAAACAAAAUAUAGAGCUGCAAAAAUAUCACUUGGACCAUUUAGCUUUCAAAGAGCAUUUAGUAGUUAUAAGAAACCAAGAGAAAAUGUUAAAAAACCUAUUAAAAAGACCACUAAUCAAUCUCAAGAUCUGACUGAAAAGUCGAAUGAUAAUACCAAAGCGGAUACAUCACAAACUGAUAGUAAAAAACAGGAUACAUUAUGUACGAAUACUCAAGAGCAAAAGUCUCAAAAUGAAGAUAAAGUCGAAACAAAUACCGCACAAAAGAAAUUAAGUACCUCACCCAAAAAGUCACCCGCGAGGAAACAGAAGGUUAAAGGAACUGAAGAGAAACUUGUAAGCGGAACAGAACUUAAUAAUACAGGUGAAAAAUUAGUCGAAGAUGAUGAUCAGUUACUUCGGGAUAGUAUAAAUGCAGUUGAAACGUCAGUUGAAGAUAAAUCCGUAAAUUGCAAAAAUGAUCCUGAAAGUGAUUCCAAAUUAUCUAGUCAAAAUAAAGGCACCACAGAAAAUUUAGCAAAAACUAAAGAAAAAAUGAAGCGAUCUAAGCUGGGGUCUAUAAGUACUGGAAAGAAGGUUACUAAAAAGAAAUUAACUAAAGCUCACUUGGCUGAAGACGGUGGUUCUACAACCGCCGACACUGGUUAUUCUAGUUUUGUAAGUAGUAAAUCUGAUACGCAAUCAGAAGCUGCACAAAGUAUAGAUCUAUCAGCAAAAUCUGUUUGCAACAUGGAUAGUGCCAAAAUGCAUCAGGAAGAAAAUGAUGAGCCAAAAACUAAGGCCAAGAAAGGUCGACCAAGAAAAGAUGUAUCAGGAAAAUUAGUUGCAAAAUCUAGAGAUUUAUCAAAAACCACAAAAAUUAAAAAACAGUUAACGAAAAUUAAAGAGAAGAUUACGGAAAUCGUAACAUCAAAGUCGACAACAAAAGAGAAUUCGGUUCAUGAAACUGAUAAAGUAAUGUCGCUACAAUCAACAGCAACAGGUGAUCAGCACUCUGUUACAGAUACUUCCGAACGAUCAUCGAUUCACAAUACCUUAACAGAACACAGUAACCCUGCAGAUAUACUCCACUCUGCUACUAAAUGUGAUGAUAUACAAGUUAAAAAGAAUUUAGAUGAACCUCAAACUUUCAACCCAACUACCUCAACAACAAGUAAUAUUUUAAUGCAUGUUGACAUGCUUUCAGAUGAAAGUGAUUCAGAGGCUGUUGUUAAAGCCUAUAUAUCAGAAAUAAUUAAAAACGUUGAUGAUUCUGAAGGUAAGAAUAGUGAUGAAUGUCCAAGUCCAAAGAAAAAUUCUCCCUUGAUACUAUUUUCGGAUAAGAAAGAAGAAAAAGACACACAAAUUACAAAAUUGAGUCAGGAAACUACAGCAAAACAAGCAGAUUCACCGAAAAAAAACGAUAACAGACCCCUUAAUACGCCAACCAGUACCACAUGUACAAAUAAUAAACCCAAAAUGAUAACAGUGCGCGAACGUUUACAACAAAAAUAUGUUACUGCGUUUAAAUUUAACAGUAUGACAUUGCCAAAGAAAAAAGAUCCUGCAAAAAUAAGUGCGGCAACUCAAAGAGGCAAAAAAUCUAAGGUUACACAAGAAUCUUCAACACAACAACAAAAAAUCGAAACGGUGCCUGCCAAAAAAUCUACAGUGGCAGAUAUUUAUGAUUUUAAAACUGAAUCUGAAGAUGAAGAGAAUAUUAAAAUGAAUUUAUUAAAUGAGUCAUCAUUAAAAAUUAAAGCCCCAUCACCUGAAAAUCCGAAGUUAACAAAAGACGAUGAAGAUGAUGAAUCUCAAGAUAGAGAUGGUUUAAAGUCAAAGUCAAAUAGGGAAUCUUCCGAUAGCGACAAUAAACCUUUGAAAAGCACACCAAAAAACUCGGCUAAUAACACUCCAAUAAAGCAGCAGAAAGUUACAAAAACUGAGAGCUCAACUGACAAAGCAGCAGGCAAAACAUUAAUUAAAAAAUUCGCUAAACCUAGUAAACUUGCAUCCAAAAGUAAUUUAACUAAUCGUACUUUAAAGGGCUCAGUUACCAAAGCGAAAGCCAAAAAAGGUAAAUCGAAAUGGUUUAUUGAAGUUUCAAAUACUGAGUCAGAUUCUGACGAAGAUGGUACGCAAAAGUCUAAGAAGAAAAUUGUUUUGAUGCCUAAACGUCGGAUGGCAUCAUUGAAUGCUUUGGCAAAAGUCCAAUGUCUAUACGAGAAUGAGUCACGAACUAGCAAUGAAUUAGGUUUAUCGAAAACAAUGCAGAUACCCAAAAUUCGUACAAUUGCUUCUGCUAGUAGUUCAGAUGAAGAAAAAGAAAUAGAAAAGAAAGCAGCAGCUGCUGCUGCCGCUGCCAGUGCUAUGGCUUUAACAUCAUCGGCCAAACUAAAGGAUGGCUCAAAAGAAAAUGAGAAGGAAAUAAAAAAAUCGAAAGACGAUAAGGAUUCAAAGGAAAGCAAAGAUCAUAAAGACAAAGAUAAAGAGAAAAGUGAUUCAAAAUCACAAAAGACGGGAAAGGAUGCUCCGAAAAAAAGUGAAUCAAAUAAGGAAACCAAUAAAAAAUGUGAUGUUAAAGAACAAAACAGUAAAAAGACGGACACAAAAGAACACGCAAGCAAGGCCAAAACAACUGAAAGUACGUCUGUCAAGAAAACGGAAUCUCUUAAAAAAGAAAAGCCAGUGGUGAAAAUCAAAAGUGAAGAUGAAUCCGAGAAAUCUGAAGAAGAAAUUGAAGUAAAACGAGAAUUGCGUAAUGUACCCGGAUUGCGAGGUGUUGGAAAGCAUUGGGAUUUCAAUGAAAGUUUUGAAAGCGCGAAUGAAAGCGAUAUAUCAUUUUAUCGAUACGAUGGUGAUCACAAACCUAAAAAUAAACGUAAAAAAUUAAAACUGAAGCAAAAAUUACAAAAAAUUAAACGUGAAAAAUUGGCAAAAGCUACUAAACCUAAAUUAGCACAAUUUAAAACACGUAAAUUAAUUAAAAAGAAAAUUACUAAACUAGUCAAGGCGUCUACAACUAAAACGCCUAAAAUACAAAAAACUAAAAUAAAAAAAUCAAAACCGCAACAAAAUACCUCUAAACAACAAAUUCCACAAAAGCAAUCACCGGACCGUGAAUUGGUGCCGCAGCAACAGCAGCACAAAUCAAUUGCUAGUGAUUCUGAAACAAGUGAUGAUGAUUUAACUGAAAAGAAAAUCAAAAAAGAAACUUUAGCAUCCAUGGCCGAUGAGGCAAGUGCAAUAAAAAAUAAGAAAAAAUUACCGUUUAAAAAACGAAAAUUAAUUAAACAUGACGACUAUUUAAGUACUUUGAAGGGAUUAGCACGGAAACGUAUGGCUAGUUUGAAUGCAAGUGCACUAGUUGCAGCUACUUAUGAAUUAGAAGGGCACUUAGAUAAAAAUUUAGAAGAAUUAGAUUGUUACGAAGUAAUUGAGGAAAAACCAGCCAUAUUAACACCAAAACGUCUUAAAGAUAAUAUAAAGAAAGAUGUUAAUAGUCCGAUUCCUACAAAUGUUCAAACAAGCACAACAAAGACAAGUACUACGCCAACGAAAGAUGUAACAACAUCAAUAAUAGAUAAAGAAGAUAAAGAACCAAAAGAUAUGGACAUUGAAGAAAACUAUAAUAUUCCGACACAAACUAAUAAGGAAAAAUCAUCAUUAAAAGAUGGUUUAAAAGAUGAUAAAGAUGACAAGGAUGCUGAUAGCAUCGAAAGCUUAAAAGAUCUCAAAGAUAACAAUAGUAAAGAUGGAAGCUGCAGUAAAGAUUCCUUAAAAGAUCAAUCAACAAGUAGACCAACAUCAUCAUCAGUUGUUAUUGUACAAGAUACUGAUGUCACAAUUACAGGUGUUUAUGUUAAUUCAACUACAGGUUCUAGUCAAGAAGCAUAUUGUAAAAUGCAAUAUCGUGUGCAAUCUAGCGUUACAGAAGAAAGAGUUGUUAGUAAUAUUGAAAAUAAUAAUGUGCCACCAAAAUCAUAUACACCGCUAGGUGCGCUAUCAAAUAUGCGACCACCUGGAACAAAUGAAGGACAAGGAACAAAUUUAAUUCCAUCAAAUCCAACUGCAUCACAAGCACAAGCAUCAUCAACUCAAAUAUCAUCGACAUCCGAACAACAUUCUUCAACUGCAUUAAGUAUUUAUCCACAACCUCCUACACAACAGCCCGUUGGCCCUGCUUCAGUAUCAUCAGCUGCAGCAGCAGUAUUAAGUCAUCAUCAUCAACAUCAUCAUCAUCACCAUCAUCAUCACGGUGAAUUAAAUCCAUUACAACAUCCAAAUAAUUUAAUGAGUGUGGUGCCAAUUGAAGAAACAUCACCUGGCGGUACUAUUUAUGCACAUCAGCCACAAUCUCAAAAUUCAGCAACACAACAACAACAGCAACCACCGCCACCACCUGCUCCACCACAAUUGAGUGCAGCACAGCAUUUAAGUCAUUAUGGAAUGCCACCACCAUCAUUGCAUCACUCACAAUAUGAUCCAUCACAACAAUAUCAAUAUUCAACUGGUUUAAGUGGUCCAACACAUCACUAUCAACAUCCAUCAGCUGGUGGUCCUGGACCACCACCACCACCGCAACCUAUAAUACAUCAUCCACAUUAUGGACCACCAAUACCGCCACCACCCCCACCACCACAAUUAUCAUCUACAUCAUCACAAUCUCAAAAUAUUGUUCGAUGUGAUUCUCCCACAUCGUUACAACAGCAACAACAGCAACAGCAAGUACAACAACAAUAUCAUAAUAAUUUAUAUCAACCAAGUCCUCCAGGAGGACCACCAUCAUCAAAUUUAUCAUCAACAUCAAUGGGCAGUUCACAAAGUGCAUUCUGUCCACCAAAUGUACAACAAUCUCAUCAGGAUUUAAGUGGUAAGUGA